This is a messenger RNA of Microtus ochrogaster (prairie vole), 2920 nucleotides long. It is a transcript of the gene Nxn, whose product is annotated as nucleoredoxin. Gene Ontology annotation, biological process: negative regulation of protein ubiquitination; negative regulation of Wnt signaling pathway. Gene Ontology annotation, cellular component: nucleus. NCBI's taxonomy places the organism in Eukaryota, Metazoa, Chordata, Mammalia, Rodentia, Cricetidae. Gene Ontology annotation, molecular function: thioredoxin-disulfide reductase (NADPH) activity. The record is from RefSeq and is a predicted model, not a curated record.
AGCCGCCGCGGCCGCCUCUCUGCCUCCGCCCGCCGCGCGGACCAGCGAGCCGGGUCGCAGCCGUGAGCCUGCCCGCCCGCCCGCCCGCGUGCCGGGGCUGCGGUGGGCCAGGAUGUCGGUCUUCCUGGAGGAGCUGCUGGGCGACAAGCUGGUGACGGGCGGCGGCGAGGAGGUGGACGUGCACUCGCUGGGAGCCCGCGGCAUCGCGCUGCUGGGGCUCUACUUCGGGUGCAGCCUGAGCGCCCCCUGCGCGCAGCUCAGCGCCAGCCUGGCCGCCUUCUACGGCCGCCUGCGAGGGGACACGGCCGCUGGGCCGGGGGCCGGGGCGGGGGCGGGCGCGGCCGCUGAGCCAGAGCCCCCGCACCGCCUGGAGAUCGUCUUCGUGUCCUCGGACCAGGACCAGCGGCAGUGGCAGGACUUCGUGCGGGACAUGCCAUGGCUGGCGCUGCCCUACAAGGAGAAGCACCGGAAGCUUAAACUUUGGAACAAAUACCGAAUCUCCAACAUUCCAUCGCUGAUAUUCCUAGAUGCUACCACAGGGAAGGUUGUGUGCAGAAAUGGGCUCCUGGUGAUCCGAGACGACCCAGAAGGUCUGGAAUUCCCUUGGGGACCUAAGCCCUUCCGGGAAGUCGUUGCAGGGCCCCUGCUUAGAAAUAACGGGCAGUCACUGGAGAGCAGCAGCCUGGAGGGGUCUCACGUGGGCGUCUAUUUCUCUGCGCACUGGUGUCCACCCUGCCGGAGCCUCACCCGAGUGCUGGUGGAAUCCUACCGGAAGAUCAAGGAAGCAGGCCAGAAGUUUGAGAUCAUCUUCGUCAGCGCAGACAGGUCGGAGGAGUCUUUCAAGCAGUACUUCAGUGAGAUGCCGUGGCUCGCUGUCCCCUACACUGAUGAGGCCCGACGGUCGCGUCUCAACCGACUGUAUGGAAUCCAAGGCAUCCCCACUCUCAUCGUGCUGGACCCCCAGGGGGAGGUGAUCACUCGGCAGGGCCGGGUGGAGGUGCUCAAUGAUGAGGACUGCAGGGAGUUCCCAUGGCACCCGAAGCCCGUGCUGGAGCUCUCGGACUCCAACGCUGUGCAGCUCAACGAAGGUCCCUGCCUCGUCCUUUUUGUAGAUUCUGAGGAUGAUGGAGAGUCUGAGGCAGCCAAACAGCUGAUCCAGCCAAUAGCUGAGAAGAUCAUUGCCAAGUACAAAGCCAAAGAAGAGGAGGCCCCACUGCUGUUCUUUGUGGCUGGGGAGGAUGACAUGACUGACUCCCUGCGAGAUUACACCAACCUGCCUGAGGCGGCACCUUUGCUCACCAUUCUGGACAUGUCAGCCCGGGCCAAAUACGUGAUGGAUGUGGAAGAGAUCACCCCAGCCAUUGUGGAGACUUUUGUGAAUGACUUCCUAGCAGAAAAGCUCAAACCAGAGCCCAUCUAGUGGGCUCUGGCCUCCUGAGACAGUAUUUAAGACUCAAUCUUCUCCUCCCCUUCUUCCCCUCCGCCCUUGGACUGUUCCAGCGCGUCCUGAAUCACACAACCCAAGUGUCCAAACUCUGAGGUGCCUUGUUUCUGCAUUAACAACUCAGCUAGCACCCAAGGGUGCACAUCCUCACGGCGGCAGGACCCGUGUCUGGAGACUGCUCGGGAUAUGUGAGGCUGGCAUGGCCGGCAAACACAGCCGGCUAGCACCAAGACGGCCACACUCUUCUGGUCACUAGCUCCUGGUGAAGGACCUUCCAGGGCCUUCUGCAGAGUGAACAAGCAGGGACAAUGGAUUGGGGCUCUGACUCUGGGGUCAGUACACACACCCCAAGCCAGAGGGGACUUCCUUGUGACACUCAUACCUAUGGGAGUUACAGAGGAAGGCCCAUGGCCUCAGCGGACAUCAGCUGAGAGCUGUUGGUGAAAGCAUGCUUUGGAAGGACCUAUUAUUCUUUCUUGGUCUGAGAGAAAAACAGUGUGUCAGUGGGUUCUUGGGCAGGGGACCUCCAAAUCUAUAAGGAAACGUAUGGGUGUUUGUUUUGGUGGGAAAAUGACUAGCUGCGCUAACAGUUCAUAGAAUGCUUACUGUGUGAUUAGUUUCUUGAUCUCCCCAACCUUCUUCCUUGCUCUUGACCAUCCCCACGUUUCUGCCCAUAUGAACAGCUCCUACUGGCUUGGAAUUUUGGCAAUGAAUUCUUCCCUUUGGACAUCUUCCCAAGACUGAACCCUGAGUUCCCGGAGAAGUGCUAUCAGCUGUCAGGGGUCUCUCUGUGGGCUGGUUCUGUGCCCAAGGCCGCUGGCCCUCUGGGGAGGCACCUGCAGCUCCUUCCUAUUCCAUUUUCUUUUCAGAUGGACCCAAAAGGCAUUGAGAGUUUUCUUUUCCCUAGGAAGCUGCAGAAAGGGCUGUGCUUUAGUGGAGUGAGGGCAGAGGGCAUGUCAGCUGGGGUCAGCCUUCACUUCCCUUGCUCAGCCCAGGUAGCUGAACUCACCACAAAAAGGAAAAAGCCAGCUAUGUCCUUAGAAUCUGGGCUUUCACCUAGAGAUCCCCAGGAGUUUAGUCUGUCACAGUUGGCUGCUGGGGGUGGGGGGGCUUCAAAGCCCCUGGGCCUCACCCUCAACUCCACUCAACACUUUACCAACCCAAGCCAUUCAUUUUGGAAAAUCCAGUCAUCCUCCCUAAUAAGCUAUUGACACAGUUGUUCCUUGCUGAAUUGGAUUGUUGAUUUGUAGUUCAGAGGUACAACAUUAGUUGGUACUUAGUCAGUUGGAUGUUGGCAGCCUGAAAUGCAAUCACCUAGAAAGAAAUAAAGCAGGCCUCUCUGGACCUUAACCUUCACACUGUUCUUCCUGUCCCUGCCCUUAAUGAAGAUCUUUUCACUUGAGUGCUCUAUUUGGGAUGGGAGGGGGAAUAUUCUAGAACUUUUAAGAAUCUAAUAAACUGGGACUGGGGACAGAG